AUGCAACAAGGCAAAAACUUUGACGUGUUAACCUGCGCUUCGUGUAAGGCCUUCUUUCGUAGGACUGCCCCCAAAAAUAAGUGCAAAAUCAAUGUCAAGACCAGAACUUUCUGUAUUAAGUGUCGGCUCAAGAAGUGCUACGAAAAGGGAAUGAAAAAAGAUUAUAUACUGAGUCGCGAAGUGAAGGAAAUGAGAAAAAUCAAGUGUUUGAACAGCGACUGGUCUCAUACUACCGGUGCCGUCGACGAUACCAACUACCAGUACUACUACGCCAGCGAUAACUCGUCCACCGAUAACACCGGCGACUGGACUCCGACUACUGACAAAAAUCUAGAAAAUUACGAUCCCUUUCCCCAAACGGUGUACACUCUGCCGGACCCGAAUGCCGGGCCCCUGGAUCUAGUUCACUGA
Oppiella nova is the source of this 411-nucleotide messenger RNA. The record is from the annotation of a GenBank genome assembly. NCBI's taxonomy places the organism in Eukaryota, Metazoa, Arthropoda, Arachnida, Sarcoptiformes, Oppiidae.